UAACAGUAAAAGAUUUAAUUAGCGCUGUUGGUCAAGCUAUUGGAAUGAGUCCAGAAUCGAUGGAGAAGGUUGAUAUGAAUAGAAUGGUGGGUGAUGCUAUUGCUGUUAAGGAAGGGCAACUUGAUAAAGUUGGACAGAAUUAUAUGUUUUUGGAAGGAAUUUGGCCACCCGAACUCAUUCCACUCUUUCAAAGAGACGGCGAUUUUCCCUCAUGGGUAGAUGCAGAUGAACUGAAACGUUUAUCAUUACGACCACCUACAAGUAAUGGAAUUGGGUUAAUUCAAAGACGCGAAGAAUUAGCUCCAAUUUUAUCCUUAUCAACAUAUUCAAAUGGACAAUUACAUCGUUCAUUACAUUCAACAUCUUCAAAUUCUCAAAAUUCAAAAGAAAAGAAGAAUAAUAAAAAGAAAAUGGGGGAGAAAAAGAGAGAAACAACAACGGCAGUUUAUUCAGAUACAGACAAAAAUAAUAAUAAUGGAAAUAAUAAUUGUAAAAUUAGUACAAAAGAUAUGUCUAAUAUUAUACCUUUUAUUUAA
Messenger RNA from Meloidogyne enterolobii, 536 nucleotides. The record is from the annotation of a GenBank genome assembly. NCBI's taxonomy places the organism in Eukaryota, Metazoa, Nematoda, Chromadorea, Rhabditida, Meloidogynidae.